Electrophorus electricus (electric eel) is the source of this 4700-nucleotide messenger RNA. Lineage: Eukaryota; Metazoa; Chordata; Actinopteri; Gymnotiformes; Gymnotidae. The record is from RefSeq and is a predicted model, not a curated record.
GCUUAAGGUAUUGAACUUGCUCCAUAGGAAGAUGGGAGCUGUACUUUCUCGGUGGAGGACAAAGGCAACUACUGUGGAGGUACUGGAGGGGCUUGAUAAGGUAAGAGGUAUACUACCCUCAGCUAAGUAUAUCUUGUAGCAGUUUUAUUAUUAGCUUUGUCACUCAGUUGCCUAAGUCAUCCAGUCUUUCUUACAUUGAAUUUGUCUUUCUGUAACAGAGUAAGAGCAUUUAGCACCAAGAAGCUGUUGUAGAUCUGUUGACAGAUUUUUGGAUGUACAUGUUGCUUGGACGUAACUAUACUACAGUGUAUCAGAAGUAUAUUGGUAGAAAGUGACCCUCUUUAAUUUCUGGAUUGACAGUCACAUGUGUUGCUGUGUCUGCAAUAGCUCUCUUUAUACCAGUUCAGAGGCUCAGUCCCUUUGGAAGCAUUCUCAGAUAUUUUUGUACUGAGGUUAUUCAAUACCACUUCCUAUAGUGCUUGUGAAUGUGACAUGUUGUAUGGGACUGACUUGAAUUUGUAUUUCACUCGACCAAACCACAUGUUAUAUCUCUGCAUUUCACUUAAUAGUUCAAACAGUGCGACUUGUUUGUGGGUGGGCAAGUGUGAGCGAGAGAGAUUUGGUGCAAAGUGAUUAGUUUGGUUUUCUGUAAGCCUGAAGAAUACAGAGGCUCCUAAAACCUGAUGGCUAAAGGUCAUCUGAGUAGGUCCACUUCACGCAUGUCAGAUGUGCUAUAUGACUUGGGUUCAGACCAGGGCUCUCCAGUUUCAAUAUUUGUUUACUUUUUAUCCCCAAGCCUAAGAUGAAUACCAAACGAGCUCCAUAUAGUGUCAGCACCAUGAAGAAAAUGCAUUAUUUCAUGUUUGCUUUUGGACUUUCAUUAUGAUAUAUAGAAAGUUAACUCUACAGCUGCACUUUCUCUUCCUGCAGAUUUUAGAUUGCAAAAUAUUUCAGUGAUUCUUGAAGUUGCUAGGGUUGGGAAAUCUUUAAGCAACUAUAGCAGUUUUAUUACAUAAGAGGAACAGGCUAGUUUUUACCAACAUAGGAUUUUGUUGUUUGUUGCUGUUGUUUUAAAACAGCUUCUCUUGUCAAAUUUAGGAAAAUGUUUCAGAAAUGUAAUCAAACCAACAUCUAUAUUGUGCUUGUAACAGCACAUGACGUUAUAACACUUGGACACUUUCUUAGGCUCUGAACUUUAUGUGGUAUAAUGUGAGGGAGUCUUUUUUUCCCCAGACUGGGCACAGCAGGUGCACCUGAGUCUAUUUGACAGGUGAACAUUUUCUGCUUGCAGCAGCAUAGGGCAAGGCAUGCUGUAAUCCUGACAGUCUACUACUAUUCUGCUAGAUAUGAGUAGCUGUGCAGCACUCAGUGUUAUUUGGCACCUAUGUGUUGAUGUUGCAUUCUAUUUACAAUGUUUUCAUGUGCUGCAAUAUAUAUUUGAAAAUGUAUUUCAUUUUAUAUGUGCAUGUCAUCUUGUUCAUGGAAAUCUGUUUUGUUUAUUUAUUUAUUUUUUUUCGUGAUUUCCAGGAUAUUCAAACUCUUGAGGAGCACAGAGAAAAGAAUCAAAAACAGCUGAAGUUAUGGGUUUACAGAUUACUUCUGUACUCAACCCUUUUGUAUUUGAUAGCCUGUGUAGUUGUUUAUGUCUGGUAUAUCCCUGAACAGCUAAUAGGAAAACUAAUUGUGGCGUCACCUUUUUUAAUAUUUCCACUACUAAUAUGGCUUCUAAGAAAACUGUUAAUUGCUUUAUAUUCAAAAAGAACUGAAAGAAACGAUGAGAAAUUAGAAGAAUUAAAAGAUGAAAAGAAGAAAAUACUUGAGCAGGUAAUGGAAACAGAAACCUACAAAAAUGCCAAACUGAUUCUAGAGAGAUUCGACCCAGACUCAAAGAAAAAGAUUGAGCUGGAGGCAACACCUGCCGGACCUUCUUUGACACCUAGGCAAGGCCAAGAGCUUCGUCAGAGGCAUGUGACUCCUCGUGUUCCUGUUGCUAUGACUCCCAACCCAGCAGCGACACGUCCUCCCCCCAGCCUGGCGGCCACUUCUGGCCCCCCCGGCCUGAUCUCGGCUCCAGGCGGGCCCCCAGAGAGAAGCCUGUCUGCUGCUGCUGCCCACCACAACCUGAUGAGGAGACCUGCCACCCCCACCGGCACCCCUGUCCAAGGGAUGGGAAUGCACCCUCCCGGGCCGCCCCUGGCUAGACCCGUGCUCCCUCGAGAAAGGCGAACUAUAGACAGGGUCCUCGAGUACCUAGUAGGUGAUGGGCCACAGAAUAGAUAUGCUCUGAUAUGCCAGCAGUGUCUGAGUCAUAAUGGAAUGGCGUUGAAGGAGGAAUUUGAAUACAUUGCAUUCCGAUGCGCUUAUUGCUACUUCCUGAAUCCUGCCCGGAAGACGCGCCCCCAAGCUCCACGUCUUCCAGAAUUUAGUGAAGGCAAAAUGAGUCCUGUGCCAUCGGCUGCUGCCCUGGAGACGGAACAGGGUGCUCCGGCAUCCGCUGCAGUAGAGGCUACAACUGAGGCCUCUGGUCCUGUAGAGGAGGUGGAGCCUACAGAGCAUCAUGCGUAUAAAAGCCAAUCAGAGGUGGAGAAACACGGGGCCCUGGAACCCAGUACAACCCUCGCCAACCUCGCUGACAAUUCAGACACUGAACAUGAUGUGUCUGCCAUGGAUGUGGAGUAGAAUUCUCCUACAAACACGUCCCGUCACCCUGUUAAGGAUUCUCCAAAUUGGCCCUAUCGAAUGUGACAGGAGGAAGAGCAUUAAGCGUCUGACAAGAUGAUAUCUAAGUUCAAUUUCCUCCCCCUGCGCUGAUAUAUACCUGCAGCACAUCAUUUUCCUUUCUGUCAUAAAGAGCGUGAUAAAUCAGGGGUGUUCAUGGAGCAGAGGUGGGAAACAGGGCCCUGGAUUUGUGUCCCCAGCUCCAGCGAUUAGGAAGCCAUUACUACCACGUUCUUCUCCUUCAAACGAACGUGAUCAGGCCUAACGCCGCUGGGAUGAGGGAGAUUAAGAGAGAAAGAGCGGGACAGCGCUGUUAUGACGCAGGCAUCUUUCCCAAACAAGCCGUGUUAAGCUCGAUAGAAAAAGAAAACACCCCACUCCCCCUUCCUCUCGUUGACACCAUUAUCCAUCUGUUUGGCUGAAAUUGCUGUAUCAUGGUAUAAAUCUGAGACACAAGUGACACAUCCUCUAAAAUAAAAGGGAACAUUAACUGCUCUAUCUUCCUGGGGCCCUGAGAGCCACUGGUUAUAAGCUCACUCAAGUGUGGUGGCAGUUAUACUGUGUUUUACUAGACUGCAGACAAUUAUCCUUUGCUCCUCUCCCCUCUGAAGACAAACUGCCAGAGCUUCAGCUGAAAUGAUUUCAAAUAGAUUUUCCAAAAUGUCUGUUGCUUGAUUGCUUCCAUACGUUAUUCCUCUUAAAUGGACACGUGUGAGGUGGAGGCAGAGGAAGUGUACGCACAAAUAAAUCACAAUACUCCUUAGCUCACAGAAAUAAGAAAGUAUCAAAUCAUCAGCACACGGUGUGUGUGUGUCCUAUCAUAAGGCAUGUCACUGUGCCCUUACCUCUUAUUUACAUCACUACAGGAGCCCAACAGCUCAGUUUCAGACCCUCUAUAGUCUCAGUAAUGUAACAUUUUCUAUCCUUAUAACGUCCCCUUUCUUUUAGCCAAAGGGACACACCAUCCACCCAAGCUAUAAGAUUACUCUGACACUUCUUAGGCCAUGAGCUCUAUGUAUGGAUAACUGGAUUUUCCUUUUAAGAGCCCAGUCACUGGGCAAUGCUACGGUGUCUCCAUCUGAUCUGGAAUUGUAUUGUAAUGUAGUAGUGAUGGAAUAAUUCAUAGUUAGGUUAAAAGUGCUGCAAGUAACAUUUUUAGCCUGGGUAAGUAAAGAGUAAAGUAACUUCACAGUGAUGCCAUGAAAGCUGUAAAAAACUAUUUCUCUAUCUCAAGGACAGACUUGAGCCUUUUUUUCCCUUAUAACUGUACAACAGUAAGUACUAAGAUUCAUUAGAAAAUCACAUUGUAAGCAUGUCCUUGUGUAUACUGCUGGUUCCUUUCUGAACAUUAUAAAGGUUCCAUCUUUCAAGAUUAUUCAUAUUAUUAUGCAGUCUGAAAAAAAGUCUUCCCAUUGUUUAUCUAAACAGGAUGAUGAGGAGAAUACCAAUUGUAGUGUUCUGUAUUUUUUCCCUGUUUUUGGUUCAUAUAUCAACAACAAAAAUAGUCCAGACUGUUGCCCUCAGCUAAGACUGUGGCACAAACAGUAGUGUGUGUAAGACUCUGCUCUGUGAUUUCAGUCACAUGCGCACACACACACGCGUGCAUGCAGACAGGCGCUGAUGGUGGUGAAUACCAAGCCUGGCAAUAACCCCACUGUCCCAAACAGACAGCACCGAUUACAGCGUUGAGCUGCGAUUCAGCAUUACAGACCUACACAUUUAUUACGUUGACUCCGGCUGCCUAAUACAACCACGCAUGACUCCAUCCAUCUCCGUUUUGUGCCGGACGGAUUUUCGAGACGAGAUAAACAUAUGCAAAGGGGGGAAGAAAGUGUCACAAAUGCGAGGAAAUUGUGCUGAAUUGUAACAGCAGCUAAAUUAAAGCAUUGCUUGACUGGUUUUCAUUGCUUAAAUGUAAAGAUUACCUCUUUUCAUGACUCUUCAUCAAAUGUUUGACUGUGUAUUUUCCAUUACUCUGUUUU